CAAAAAUGGAAUAUGCAUCCAUACAGUAGAAUGGCCAUGCCCAACAAAUAGCUAAUAAAGCCCAGUCCAACACAAACAACCACCCGUCCAAAGCAAAGAAAGAAGAAAAGAAAGUAGCGUGUGGGAGGAAGGAGCGCGAGAAGGAGAUCCUCGUCCCCUCCCGCCCCCGUACGUCUCCCCUCCAUCUUCCAUUCUUCCACAUAUCCCCACACAAUUGCCGUCUCGCUCCACAUUCCCUUCGCACCACCUUUCCCCUCUCUCUCUCCCUCUCUCUCCCUCUCUCACUCGCUCUUUCUCCGGGGCCGCCAUUCCUGCUCCGUCCACUCCCACCACAUGCGGCGGCGCGGGCGCCUCCCCGCGGCGCUGUGGCUCGUUGUCGUGACGUUGGCGGCGCUGGUGGCGCGACCUGCGUGUGCGGCGUGGUGCAUCGCGCGGAGCGAGGCCUCGGACAAGGCGCUGCAGUCGGCGCUGGACUAUGCGUGCGGCCCCGCGAGGGGUGCCGACUGCGCGCCCAUCCAGGCCAGCGGCCUCUGCUACCUGCCCAACACCCUCGCCGCGCAUGCCUCUUACGCCUUCAACUCCAUCUUCCAGCGCUCCCGCGCCGCGCCGGGGGCCUGCGACUUCGCCGGCACCGCCACCGUCACGGUCACGGACCCUAGUCAGUUAUGGAUCAUGCACCUACCCUUCAUCUCCAAGCACUGCCGGGCAAACAGGAUCACCUGGUUCAACGUCCAUGCCAGGGACUCCCACGUCCUUGUCGCCAAAAGGCACCGGGAGCACUGGAGGAUUAAAUCCACCUGACGUCGAUUCGACCGACUCCAAUGCUAAACCUCUGGCGACCACAUCCCUCCCAUCUCUUGCUCUGUCCUGUUUCAUGUAUAUUUUCUUGCAGUUGUGGUGAUGCAUGGAUGAUCUAGUUAGGUUCAGUAGAGCAUUGAGAUGCAGCAUUGUUGCAUCGUGAUCUAAGAGACACCACAACAGUUUUGUUUCAGGGAAUUGGUUGGUUGGUGGUAGCCGUUGUAACCUGCCGUUCAAGUGAAAGGCAAGAGUGCCCGUCAGUUGGAUUCUCUCAACACAUUAUGCUUCUUUUGGUCUAAAAAAAUCAUUAUGCUUCUUUUUUUCCCUA
This is a messenger RNA of Zea mays, 1126 nucleotides long. Its product is annotated as glucan endo-1,3-beta-glucosidase 4. The transcript has 3 exons. The coding region runs from base 334 to 801 and encodes 155 amino acids. NCBI's taxonomy places the organism in Eukaryota, Viridiplantae, Streptophyta, Magnoliopsida, Poales, Poaceae. The record is from RefSeq and is a predicted model, not a curated record.